This is a messenger RNA of Brassica napus (rape), 1272 nucleotides long. RefSeq names its product oleosin 5. Gene Ontology annotation, cellular component: monolayer-surrounded lipid storage body; extracellular region; membrane. Lineage: Eukaryota; Viridiplantae; Streptophyta; Magnoliopsida; Brassicales; Brassicaceae. Gene Ontology annotation, biological process: lipid storage; sexual reproduction. The transcript has 4 exons. The coding region runs from base 221 to 895 and encodes 224 amino acids. The record is from RefSeq and is a predicted model, not a curated record.
AUAAUCACUUAGAUUAAUAUUCUGCUUAAUUUAGUUUUAAACGGAAGAGAAAAAACGAAUUGACGUGUCGUAGAAGAACUUCAUUCGCAAAUGUCUCAAUUGCAUGCAUGGAAAUAUCGUCUUCGGACACUUGUCGUACACGUAGACCUUAUACUUUUCUCCUCCAAAGCUGGACCCUAGUUCCUCUUUACUCAGAAUCGUAUAAAAAUUCUAUUACUAAAUGCAUUUCUUUGGCACAAAAGAUAUACCGCUAGCUAUUGUUGCUGGUAUAUCCGCCGUGCCUCUGAUGAUUCUCACCGGUUUAGCACUUGCCGGUACGGCCGUGGUGUUAAUGGUUAUGACCCCGGUUUUUUUAGUUCUUAGCCCGAUUCUCGUAACGGCGGUUAUCACUUCGAGUUUCUUGGUGACGGGGUUCUUAGCUUCUGGUAGGCUUGGAGCAUCAGCGAUCGCCCUCUUCGUCUGGCUCUACAAGGAAUUAAUUAAGAAAGAAGAGUACUCUAGAUCUAUUAUGCAUGCGCGAGUUCGACCUAACGAGGAUAAUAUUGCGAAGCUCUCGAGAGGAGAUAAACCUCCGGAUGAAGAAAGACCGCCGGAAAUAAAUAAGACGGCCGAGGAAAUUAAUUCGACCGAAAGAGACAAGGCCGAGGAAUACAAGCCGUCAGAGAUACACAAAUUGUCGCAGAGAGAUCAUAAUCCAGCGGAGGAAGAUAAAUCACUGGGAGUCAAGCAUGCGGAAGAAGGGCCAUUAAUCUCCGAGAUAUCAAAGAUUUUACUGAUGGGGCAAAAUUCAAUUGGCUCCAAGCGAAGCGGUCCAGGUAUUUUGAAAAGAUCUCAUCAACUUGGAUUUGCCAUGGAUCCUGGUAAGAAGGAAAAAGUUCAAAGGACAAGAGUUUGAUGGUUCAUGAGGAGCUACCGACGGAUCCAUAAGUAUCUCAUGGUCGUCAAGAAUGAUCAAUCUUUUUUUUCUCAAGAACUGGAAACUCAAAGAUCAAAUGCUUAGUUUAUGUUAAAGAACUUCAGUGAGAUUUUAGAAAACCAUGAAUGAACGGUCCUCACGCGAGAGAAAUCUUUCCUUCUUUCUUGCUACAGUUUGAGUGUGAGAAAAAGAGCUCCUGCGGCGCUUUGGCGACGAUAAUAAGCGACGCGUGUUUGUAUUUAAAAAUUAAAAAAAAACAGCAGAAAGCGAUGCUGCUUCUUAUUUAGGGCUCCAAAUUUGCAAUAUUUUUUGUAUUGAAAAAUAAACAACCAUAAAAUUCGGAUGUUGUUUGGAAA